Messenger RNA from Ceutorhynchus assimilis (cabbage seed weevil), 4011 nucleotides. The record is from the annotation of a GenBank genome assembly. NCBI's taxonomy places the organism in Eukaryota, Metazoa, Arthropoda, Insecta, Coleoptera, Curculionidae.
AAUCGUGCAACUUCGCAGAAACAGUCGAGGAAGGCCUCGAGUCGGUCGUCGGUAUCCGUGACAGUGUGACAGUAAAUUAUUGACAAUAUGGAGCAUAGGAUAUUUUGGCAAAUUAGUGAAUAAUAAAAACCUAGAAUUUAAUAGUCCCACUUGUAAAUAUUGUCAAUGUUUAGUGAUAAAAGUGAGAGGCCUUUGAAAUGGGAAAGCUACUGUCAAAAAUUUUUGGCAACAAGGAGAUGAGAAUAUUGAUGCUGGGUUUGGAUGCUGCAGGAAAAACAACAAUUUUGUACAAAUUAAAACUAGGCCAAUCGGUAACAACAAUUCCAACAGUAGGAUUCAAUGUAGAGACAGUGACCUAUAAGAAUGUAAAAUUUAAUGUAUGGGAUGUAGGUGGACAAGACAAAAUUCGGCCCCUUUGGCGUCACUACUACACAGGCACACAAGGAUUAAUAUUUGUUGUGGAUUGUGCAGAUCGUGAUCGCAUUGAUGAGGCUCGUCAAGAAUUGCAUAGAAUUAUCAAUGACCGUGAAAUGCGGGAUGCUAUAAUACUCAUAUUUGCGAACAAACAGGAUUUGCCAGAGGCCAUGAAACCACAUGAGAUCCAGGAAAAACUAGGAUUAACUCGAAUGAGGGAUAGAAACUGGUACGUCCAACCUGCUUGUGCUACAACUGGUGAUGGAUUAUUUGAAGGCCUCACCUGGCUAACAAGUAAUCAUAAAUUAUAGCACUCUUGUCUGGCACAUACUCACAUUCAAUUUUAUAGUCAAAAAAAGUUUUCUCUAAGAAAAGUGAUGAAUUAGGAUGCAGGACUGGGUAGUUUUAAUCUCAACAUUCCAACUGCCAACAAUGGCUUGGGCAGUGCUAUUUUCACAGCCAUUUAGUGGCAACGUUUGGACCAUUGUUUCUUAGUUUGUGCCUCCUAGUAAUAAUUUGUAAAUAGCUACUAUCUUUAGGGCACUACUAAGUUGUUUUGUUUAAUCCGGUAUCCUGUAUCGUUUUUAAAAGUAUUUUAUAGUCAGCACACAAACAAAAAAAAAUACUCCAUCAUUGCCUCGUUUUUCAGAUUUUUAUUUUGCUCUUCCAUAACUAUUGUGGACAAAAAUACUAAAUAUGAAAGUUGUUGAGCAUGGUGUAAAGUUUUGCCAAAACUGGUAUUGUACACUAUUGUUUAAUAGUAACUUUAAGCUUUAGUCCAAGUGUAAUCUUAUUCCAAGAAUCCUUAGUUUGAACUUAUUAUCAAAUGAUAACUUGAAAACAAAAUAAAUUGUGUAGAUAAUAUACAGCCUGUCAAGUUGAAUAUUGAUACAUAAUUUUGAUUAAUUCAGAACUAGGUACUCUACAUAUGUACUUAGUUACAGGACCUUAAAAGUGAAUAACAUUUUCUCUCACAUUUUCUGUAGCCUACAAAAAUAAAUUUGAACCUUUUGGAUCAAGAGCAUAUUUAUAGUCUUGCUUUUUGUAUCCUUUUUCAAGUGUUCCUUAGGCCCGUAUUCAUAGUCGAUGCUCAAGGUUGCGUCUUGGCUCAAGUACGACUUGACGCCAUAUUUGCUAUUCCAAACAACACGGAAUGAUGCUCACAACUGUAAAAAAUCGGAGCUUGAGCCAAGCACCCGUCUAUGAAUACCGGGCUUAGAAUAGUUGCUUCGCUUAUGUUAUGGCUAUUUGCAUGGCUAUAACUUAAGGAAUAUUUAAUCUAGGUGGAGCUUUGAAUGUGACUUUUCUUUCUACAAAAGUCACAUUCAAAGCUUCAUUUAGAUUAUAUAUCCCCCAAGUUAUAGCCGUGCAAAUAGCCUUUAAUUGCAUAUUUAUAAACACCUACAACCAACAACAAAAAUGUAUGUCAUUGUCAACAACCUUCAUUAUAUUUGAGGUUACCAUUAACAACAAAAAGCUGAUUGGGAUUAGACCUUAUAAGGUGACCACCCUGCAUUUUAUAAUAUUUCAAGUUAUCAACCCAAAUAAAUUUAAAGAAAAAAAUAUGUCUAGAGUUUUUUGUUCUAUGGCCUAUUGCUACUGCUACUAAUUUUUCAAAUUAAUGCUGAACAAGAAAAAAUACUUUCAAACAAUUAUUAUUUCACAUAAUAACUUAUAGUGUUCCUGAAUGUACAUCCAUAAAUGAAAAAUAUUCUGACACCUAAAAUAUGUCCUUGUAUUAUAACAUACAAAUAUUGCAAGGAUAUAUUAUUUUGUUGGUGGCAUAUUUUUCAGUUAUGUUAUUCUUCACAUGUAUUAAUUUUGAUUGUUUUAUAUUGUAAAAUAUUGUUGCCACAUUUAAAUUUAGAUUUAAUUUUAGUUGGUGUAAUAAUUAAUAAAAACCAAUUUACCUAUCAUAUUUAGUAUUACCUAUCCAUGUUUUGUAAUAGAAUUAAAUAUGGAGGUUUGUACAAUCUCUUACAAUUUGCAUUAAAGGGCUUGUUUAGUUAAACGAAUUUCAAUAAAAUGAUAUCAGUUUUAGGUAUUUCAACCAUUUUAUCUUUCUAAUAUUUUUUAAGCUUACUAAUAAUUACUUUAAAAUGCGAAGACUGAAUAAAAUUAAGAUCAAUAUUUGCCAGUCUAAGAAGUCAUCAUGCCAGUAUUAUAGAUCAGAUUAUUGUGCCAAAAAUUUCCUAACUUAUUAAAGCUUUUUUUUUGGCAAACAAAUAUUCAUGUAUGAUUUUUGAAGUGGGGAGAAUUCUGAACAUUGAAGUGCCAUUCAAUUAGAUUUUAAAAAAGAUUACCUACUUAUAUUAAUUUAUUUGAAUCAAACCUUAUUGAUAUUUUGAUAAUAUAAGUCAUAAGUCUGACAUAACAAUGCUCAUUUUAUGAUAUUUAUUGAUCUGUAAAAAUAUUUCAAGUGCAAUUUAUGAGAAGUAAAAUAUUUUAAAUCCAAGUUUAUGUUAAUACAAUUUUAGAUCUAGGCUCGUUAUACAACAGAUUCAUAUCUAUAUUUUUUUACUUAUAACUUAUCUAUCGAUAAAUAAAGGACAAAAUUAAGUGUUGUAACUAACUACAUAUGUUUUUACGUAAAUAAAAUUAUUACAAUUUAUGUUACAUUUAGGCUGGAGUUACCCAAUUCCUUAAUUCUUAACAUUUGUCCUUAAUUUUUAAAAAGUUCAUUUUAUCCAACAUUGGUGUUUUUAAAGAUUAAGAAUUAAGAACGAAAAUUAAAAACUAAGAAAUUUGGUAACCCUGGCCUUAGAAAUAACAAUAUUCUAAAUUAAUGCAAUUAUAUUAUGAAGUUUAAAAUUUGCAUUUAAGUUCUGAUAACAGCGAAAAAAUAAGGGAAAUUUUUUGCACCUUAAUAAUUAUUAAGUAUGUACCCCUAAUUUAAAUUCUAAAAAAGGUAUACUGCUGAAACUGUAUAAUGGAAAAAUGUAUUUUCCACUAUCCUCAAAAUUUAAACUUUGAUUGAUAUUUCAAUGAGGUCCACAAAAAAUAUGCAUUAUUUGGCUUGCAAACUUUUCUAGUGUCACAGGUAAAUAUAAUAUGAUGCACAAUGCUUAGUAGACAAUGUGAAGGUAACUCAUAUCUUUUUUGCAAGAUGCAGAGUAAGUACUCCCUGUUCCAACAACUUGUAGCUAACAAUUUUAGAUGCUACUUAAAAUAUUUUACACAUUUUUGUGCAAUAAGUAAUGUUUAUAGAUAAAACAUCACUAAUAAAGUAUAACUAAUUAAUUUAUAGAAAAAAAUAAUAUGUUCAUAAGUUCUUAACACAAGUAUUUUUAGAUAUUAGGUAGGUAUCAAAUUGAUAUAUUCUCCCAGUAAUAUGACAAUGUGUAUAUGAAUAUCCCAGUGAACCUAUGUUUUUUUUGUUUUGGCUAAAUGUUAAUUUUGUUGUAUAAAAUUAGCUAGGUUUAAUUAAAGUUUUUAUUUAGAUGGAUAAGUGUUGGAAAGUAAUUGCAAAUAUGAUGUAAGUUGAGGAAAAAAAAAAGAAUCAAGUCAAUUAUAAGUAAAGUAUUACCCCUCAUGUUGUGUUGGCGGUUAAUUUGGUUAAUUGCACUAUCCGCAAUAAAAUGUACUAUUAAUUAAUAA